UUGAUACCUCCCGCAACGUCCCUGUAGGACUGGAGAUCCAGUAGGCCUGGCCAAGGGUCCUGAGGAGAGAGGGUGCCCGAGCUCCCCGCACCUCCGCGGCGACUGGAGCGAGCCGGGCCGAGGAAGCGAGCGCGGUUUGAUCCUUGCCAGCACAUUAAAGAAUAUUUUUGUUGAACCUUCUUGAGAAUUCAGAGAAACUGCUGUGUGACCACUGAACGAAAGAUCUAAUCUUAAGGCUUACGCCUGUUCCAUCCACCACAUCAGAACAAUGUCGUACGUUUUUGUAAAUGAUUCUUCUCAGACUAAUGUGCCCUUGCUACAAGCCUGUAUUGAUGGGGACUUUAAUUAUUCCAAGCGUCUUUUGGAAAGUGGCUUUGACCCAAACAUUCGUGACAGCAGGGGCAGAACAGGCCUUCACCUUGCAGCAGCUAGAGGGAAUGUAGACAUCUGCCAGUUACUGCAUAAAUUUGGUGCUGAUCUUCUGGCCACAGAUUAUCAAGGAAACACAGCUCUUCACCUCUGUGGCCAUGUGGAUACUAUUCAAUUUCUGGUUUCCAAUGGACUCAAAAUUGAUAUUUGCAAUCAUCAAGGUGCUACCCCUUUAGUUCUGGCAAAGCGCAGAGGCGUAAAUAAAGAUGUCAUCCGAUUGCUGGAAUCUUUGGAAGAACAGGAGGUAAAAGGAUUUAACAGAGGAACUCACUCGAAACUGGAGACCAUGCAGACAGCUGAGAGUGAAAGUGCCAUGGAAAGCCAUUCACUCCUCAAUCCCAACCUGCAGCAAGGUGAAGGAGUCCUUUCCAGCUUCCGAACCACGUGGCAGGAGUUUGUGGAGGAUCUGGGCUUCUGGAGAGUGUUGCUCUUGAUCUUCGUCAUUGCUUUGCUGUCUCUUGGCAUUGCCUAUUAUGUGAGUGGGGUGCUACCCUUCGUGGAAAACCAGCCUGAACUGGUGCAUUAAAGGAGCUCAUGGAAGAUGAGGCAAUUAAUUGCCUGUUUCCUGGCUUCCCAUAUUUGUUCUUAGUUUCUCAGAAUUUUUCUUAGUGCAAAGCAGUGAGGGCGGUACAUGUUUCUUUUUGCAUUUUUAAUUAUUGCAAUCCUUUGAGAUAACAAUAUGUUCAUUUGAACUAACUACAUACUAUGAUCAAGUAUAUUGCAUCCUAAUGCUACCUCUGACUCAACCUGACCUUGUAGGAAAACCUACACAUAGCCUUGUUUGAUAAAAAUGCAGAAAUGACUAAAGAAUGGAAGAUAAAGGAAGAGACUAGGAAGUCCUUACUAUCGAAACCUUAUCCUAAUAUAGGACCAAUUGAAGUAUUCAAAAAGAAAAAGAGUAUCUUAGAUGAUUAGUUUUUGUUGGUGAUUUUGUUUUUAUUUAUUUUUGCAAAAGUCCCUUUACUUUCUCUAGGGUUAAGAGAUAUCUUAAACUUGAAGUACUUUUUUCAUCUUGUAUAGCAAAUUAGUAUUGUUAGGAUCUAUUCAGUUUUAGUAUUUUCAAAUCUUGUCACAAACCAAACAAAACUUUUGAAAAUGAGCCAUAUUUUGUUCAAAACUAAUUGAUUUGAUCUUAUAUUUAUUUUAGGAUGAUUUUUUUUUUUUUUAUUUUGUAAACUGCUUUGCUUGUUAAUAUCUGUGAAAAAUAAAUUAGUUCAUUUUGUUCAGUUUCCAAUUUUCCCUAGUAUCCUAUUCAUCAAAGAUAACCGUUAGUCAGAAUUACAGUCAGAAAAUUCUUUUUCUACUGAAUAGUUAGCAGGGAAAAAUAAUCCUGAUAUUUAACUGUCAUAAUUCUGUAGUGCUAUUAUAGUGAAAAACUCAGUUCUAUAAGCUAGCUGUGUUGUCACAGUUUUAUCAUAGUUCAUAACGAUUUCAUGUGCAAUCCUAUUUAGAGGCCCUGAUAGACUUUUAACAAUCCCAUCCAUAUCUGUAGUUCUCUGAUGGCAAGAAUGGAUGGAGCAUUUCUGAGUUAACAGUGCUGAACAGUAUUGUACUGGGUGUUAUAAACUCUUUAUGAAUGGUAAUAUUAUGUAAAUUGAAAUCUGGUCCCCAAACUGUAUUGCAGCUUUCAGAAGUAUGUUGGAAAGCCUCUUUUAUUAAUGAUUCUGUGAUGUAUGAAUUAUAUUUUUGAGUUAUUAAAAAAGAAUAUGAAGGCUUGAUAAUUAUUCACUGGGUAAAGUCAGGAAAUUAUAGUGAAAGAACUAAUGGUUUUGUUUUUUGGAAUAAAGGCACCUAAGCUGUUGCUAAUUGAAUUGCUUCUAGAAUUAGAAAUUAUGCUUUAGAGUAGAAUUGGUAUUUUUGUGAUUCUUUUUGCUUCUUGAUAUUUUUUUUAUAUCUAUAUAUCUAGUAUUGAGGCUCGCUCUUUCAUGUGGCUUUAUCCUCCCUAAUAGCUGUUGUAAAAUGCCUGAGUAACUGGCUGCUUCAGGAUCAGCUUUUAGGUUAGAUGCAAACAAAAUAAAUCAUAGUUUGUGUAAAUACAGCAAAAACAGCUGGCUGUAGAAUGGAGAACACUACAAUUCAAAUUUGAAGUAUAUUCAGAAGAAAAAUUUGGAGUUAGCUUUGCAUUUGUUUGUAAAUCUAAACAAAUAUGCAAAAUUGGUCCAAAUGUAAGUAUGUAGCAUUUUUAAAGAUUAAUGCUUCCUUUUAUGUGCUGAUUUCUUUGUAUUCUGUUCUCUGCAUUCAUUGUUCAGUAAUACCACUAAUAAAUGUAUUUAUAAAUCCCUU
Molecule: messenger RNA, 2712 nt
Organism: Cebus imitator (Panamanian white-faced capuchin)
Lineage: Eukaryota; Metazoa; Chordata; Mammalia; Primates; Cebidae
Gene: ANKRD46
Product: ankyrin repeat domain 46
Exons: 5
Coding region: 269-955 (228 amino acids)
Molecular function (GO): protein binding
Source: RefSeq, a predicted model, not a curated record